AUGUCCAGAUUGCGAGUCUUAGACGGACUUUCUGAGGACGUCAAUACACUCAAAUCCGUUGUAAUUUCCACUGACGCCGACAUCCUUUUAAAGAGGGAAUUUGCUUACGUCGUGAUGAACUAUGUGUGUAUCACCUUUGAGUGCUUCUUGUGUCCAUUAGAGUUACUCAAGCGCCUUUUAAGUCAUAUCAAACAGAUAUCCCCAUUCAUCCGCGCCGUCUCUGAUCUUUUAUUAUAUGAAAAUACAGUCACAGUGAUCGAUUGGAUUGAUUACUGUCAACUUCUAUUAAACGAAGAAUAUGACUUAGCUGAAUUAAGGAAGCUCCGAGUCGUUCAUCACUUAGCUCUUCAGUUCUCUCAAUUUUCCCAACAAGUCAGUCAAAUCCCUUUAGUGAGAAUAAAGCCUUUAAAAGAGCCAAAGAAUGCUUUUCAACGGCCUCAUAUUAAUGCGAUGUUUUGGGGAAGGUCAAAAUCCGCUGAUUUUAAAUUACUCGAGUAA
This is a messenger RNA of Entamoeba invadens IP1, 498 nucleotides long. RefSeq lists its product as hypothetical. The record is from RefSeq and is a predicted model, not a curated record. The coding region runs from base 1 to 498 and encodes 165 amino acids. The transcript has a single exon. Lineage: Eukaryota; Evosea; Mastigamoebida; Endamoebidae.